Messenger RNA from Strigops habroptila (Kakapo), 6216 nucleotides. RefSeq names its product thyroid hormone receptor alpha (gene THRA). The transcript is spliced from 9 exons. Lineage: Eukaryota; Metazoa; Chordata; Aves; Psittaciformes; Psittacidae. Gene Ontology annotation, biological process: cell differentiation; positive regulation of transcription by RNA polymerase II; thyroid hormone receptor signaling pathway. The record is from RefSeq and is a predicted model, not a curated record. Gene Ontology annotation, molecular function: RNA polymerase II cis-regulatory region sequence-specific DNA binding; nuclear receptor activity; zinc ion binding. The coding region runs from base 3691 to 4917 and encodes 408 amino acids.
AGCGCGGCUCCGUGUGCCCCCGCAAUGCCCGUACAUGCCGCUGUGGACCCGCGCCGGGUGGGGGGGUCCGGCGUGGGGUCUCUGUCUGACACCCCCUAUCCGGGCACGGUUGUGACCUUCGCCUCUCGGGGGGCAGCAGCUCCAGGAAGCGGGGACCCUCCCGCUCUGCUCCCCACAAAGGUCAUGGCCGCGGGACCGGGCCGAGCACCCCCCCCCGGGGGUCCCAGACCCCGUGCAGCCGCCAGUGUGCAGUGGAUCCUGGAGGUGGGGCUAGACGCAGGGUCCCUUCCAGGUAGGGGGUGGGGGGGAUGCGGUGAAGGCAGGCGUGGGAAGGGUGCCCCGGGCCCCGCUUGGAUGCGGCUGGGCUGGAACAGGGAGGGCCGGGACCCGCCUGAGGUGGCAUCACUCCGAGGUGGCCCCGGCACUGUGGACCCUCGGCGUGGCACCCCCGGGCAGGGUAGAGCGGCCAUGGAGACACUGCAGGGACUGUCACUCCCUUGUGUCCCCUUCCUGGGCAGGACAGGCACCCUCACACAGGCUCAGUGCUGGUUGCCAUGUCCCACCGUUGGUGCUGACCCCAGCACCUUGUGGCGUGGUGGUGGCUGCAUCCCCUGGGGAGGGAACCCAGGACCCCCCCGUUCCGUCCUGGUGCACGUGAACUGGGGCCCCCGAUUUAGAAACGUCCCCAUCCCCGUGCCAAGCUCCAAGCGCUGAGAAUAGCUCCUGGGCAUCCCAGCGCAGCCUGCGCAGGGACGGGGGCACCCCGUGGGGCUCGGGACGCACAGCCACCCCAGCAAGCUGAGAUCGGGGACACUCGGCGCACACCAGGUGCCCCAGGGUCCCCAUCGGGCAGCAUUUGUUGCACAGGGAUCUGGCUGCGUCCUGGCACAAGGGGCAUGGUGCUGUGGGAAGUGGCACCGUGGCUUUGCCUUUGCGAGCAGACAGUGGCCCCGGUGGGACGGGGAAACUGAAGCAUGGCUGAAAGUGGCUGAGAUGGGGGAAUGCUGCUGACUUGUCCCAGCCACACGGUCGGGCAUCACGGCAAGAAGCAGCUGGCACAGCAGCAGUUGGACUUCACGGCACCAGGAGUCCUUGGGGUCCAUGGUGGGUGUCGGGGUUGUGGUGCAGGUCCCCGCAGCAGAGAUGCAGGAGCUGUCAGAGGCACAAGGCCGUGGCUGUGGGGACGGUGACCUGCCCUGGCGCUGACCAGGCACCCGCUUGAGUGGUGGCUUCAUGGAGCUGCAGCAUGGUCACAGCCCCAGGCUCAUGGCAUCCAUCUGUGGGGAGGGGGCACUACGCAGGUCCCCUAUGGCACAGGGUGGGCUGCCCUGAUGUCAAGCCUGUGGCAUCCCCCCACACUCUGGCUGCCCAGCUGCUGCGGAUGCCUGGGAUUCCUGCCGCUUCCCAGCACGCCACACACUGCCAUGCAUGCCACACAGCACCGGGCGCUGCAUGGCACUGGGCACGGCACGCCAUGCGCCGGCAGAGGUGCAGGGUGAGUGCAGGGCAGUGGUCAAGGACACGCGUGUGGCAGCCAUGCACGUGCCAGCUGUGCCACCGCGGUGCCUGGCUGCACUCCCGUGACACGGUCAGCGGCAUUGGUCCGGCUGGGGCACAGCAGUGCUGCCCCGGUGCCCGUGUGCCGGUGCAGGCAGCAUGUGCCGGUGCGGGCAGCACUGCCCUGCCCCCAGCCCAUGCUAAUCACACUAAUUGCCACCCUGGCUAAAGCGCUUAGGCCCUCACCUCCCUGACCCGGCUGGCAGCUGGUGGUGGUGGGGGAGACACCCAGGACCCCCGGAGCCCAUCUGUCCCGGGGGGCAGGGAUAUGGAUGGUGUCCCCAUGGGGCAUCCCUGGUACCCAGCACCCAUGUCCAGUGGCAUGGAGGCAGCCGAUGCCGUUGUGGACAGGUGUCCCUGGGGCUGUGGUCCCUGUUGCAGGGGAUCCCCGGCGGUGUCAUCCCUAGGGAAGCGGGGUGCUGGGUGCCCCCCGCGGGGUAAGGUGGCUCCCGCCACCAGCCCAUCCCUGGACUUUGCCCCCAGGUUGUUUUCCAUCGCCUGCAACCACCAGACUCAGCAGAAACGCUCCCCUGGGCGUGGGGCUGGAGGGGGGGAAAAGUUGGGGGCGGCCCUGUUGGCUGCCUCCCUGCUCCCACCCAGCCCCACACCGGGUCCUCCAGGGUGGGAUGUGCGGGUUGGGGUGUCACUCAGCAAUAGGGAGCAGUGGGGGGGAGGGGCUGAGACCCGAUUGCACUCAUCACACGUGUCCCGCAGGAGGAGGAGGAGGAGAGCCGCCUCCCUUGUCUGUCUGUCUAUCUGGGCCGCCCCAACGCGCCCGGGAUUCCUCGAGUGAGGGUUCCUGGAGCGGCACCGCAGGCUCAGCCGGGUGCUGGGUGCCGAUGAUCCCGGGGUGGGAGGGGUGUCCAUAGUGGGGGCUGGCAGGGACACCAGCGAGCCCUGACUUAGCGCUGCUGAGCCCUGGCUUUAACCUUAAGCCCCUCUAAUUCAGCACCACUCACCACCCCAGCAGGGAAACUGAGGCAGCGACGGCCGAGCCCCCCCUGGUGCCGCAUUCAGGAGUGCCCUGUGCCAUGGCCUGUGCCAGCUUCAUGGUGACGGUGACGCCCCCUUGGCCCCACACAUGCACCGAGUGUGUCAGGGCUCUGCUGGCGCGCGGGGUCCCGUGGGAAGGGGGGGCCAGUGCCCGGCGGGGGCCGCACAGCCCUGGAGCACUGCCAGUGCCUAUACUUGGAAGUCUCCGCGCGCCGUUCCCAUAUGGAACAAACAUUUGCUGCAGCCCCCGGCCGCGCCGCCCCGGCUCUAUAGGUACAGCCCCAAAGCAUGGCCUGGAGCUGCAGUGAGGGCCCUCCCUGACCCCCCCACAAGGUGGAGAGUGGGUGCUGGGGUGCCCCGCGGUGCCUCAGUUUCCCCACAGAGGGAGGGGCAGGCAGUGCCCCCCCCCCAGAGGGAUCUGUGGGGACCCCUUGAGCGUUGCCAUGCGUAGGGUGCCAUUGAGCACCCAUGGGUGCAGCAUCCCUCACCCGCAUCCCAGUCCUAUCCGGGUAUCCCUGGCUGGAGGGGGUGCGGGGGGGCUGGGCUGGGAUACCCCAUGGUGUGGGGGUACCGGGGGGGCUCUGGGCGCAGCCGAGCCCCGGCCACUGCAGUUUUAAAUCCGCCGGAGGAAUUUCUGCUGUGGCCAAGACAAACGUGACCUACUUUCUGCCUGUCCCCGCACGGAGCGGAGGAGCCCGAGGGCCGGGCACGGCGCCCGGCACAGCCCCGCGGCCCCCCCCCCCCCGGCACGGGCUGGGGGCCCCGCACCCCCCCGCACCCCCGUGCUUGUAAAUGGGGGCCCUCCCCCAUCCCAAUGGACUGCUGUGGGUGUACAGUGUGAGUGCCGGGCACCCAUAGGGAUGUGGAGCAUAGGGAAGUGGUGGGUGACCCCAGUGCUGCUGCACCCCAGCCCCACCGUGCUGUGUCUUUGCUACAGGAGAGCUCGCAGAGGAGGGAACCCCCGGCCCCCCCGGAGCCCCCUGCCCCGGUCGGGCCCGGGAUGCUGCACGGAGCUGAGCACUAAGGUGGGUGCCAUGGGGAGCGCGUCGUAGCCGCCCCGCCGUGGCCCCCCCUGUGCGUGGCACCGGUGGCGGAGCCCACUCGGUCAGUGCUGAGCGCUCCUUAAUGGAAUUGCGGUGAAUGGAACAGAAGCCCAGCACCCUGGACCCGCUGUCGGAGCCAGAGGACACCCGGUGGCUGGAUGGCAAGCGCAAAAGAAAGAGCAGCCAAUGUUUGGUGAAGAGCAGCAUGUCAGGGUACAUCCCUAGUUACCUGGACAAAGAUGAACAGUGCGUGGUGUGCGGGGACAAAGCCACCGGCUACCACUACCGCUGCAUCACCUGCGAGGGCUGCAAGGGCUUUUUCCGUCGGACCAUCCAGAAGAACCUACACCCCACGUACUCCUGCAAGUACGAUGGCUGCUGCGUCAUCGACAAGAUCACCCGCAACCAGUGCCAGCUCUGCCGCUUCAAGAAGUGCAUCUCCGUGGGCAUGGCCAUGGACUUGGUGCUGGAUGAUUCGAAGCGGGUAGCGAAGCGGAAGCUGAUCGAGGAGAACCGGGAGCGGCGGCGGAAGGAGGAGAUGAUCAAGUCGCUGCAGCAUCGCCCCAACCCCAGCGCAGAGGAGUGGGAGCUCAUCCAUGUGGUGACCGAGGCCCACCGCAGCACCAAUGCCCAGGGUAGCCACUGGAAGCAGAAGCGGAAAUUCCUGCCCGAGGACAUCGGCCAGUCGCCCAUGGCCUCAAUGCCUGAUGGGGACAAAGUCGACCUGGAGGCGUUCAGCGAGUUUACAAAAAUCAUCACCCCGGCCAUCACCCGUGUGGUCGACUUUGCCAAAAAACUGCCCAUGUUUUCAGAGCUGCCUUGUGAAGACCAGAUCAUCCUGCUGAAGGGCUGCUGCAUGGAGAUCAUGUCGCUGCGAGCGGCCGUACGCUACGACCCCGAGAGCGAGACGCUGACGCUCAGUGGGGAGAUGGCUGUCAAGCGCGAGCAGCUCAAGAACGGCGGCCUCGGCGUCGUCUCCGAUGCCAUCUUCGACCUGGGCAAGUCCCUCUCUGCCUUCAACCUGGAUGACACCGAGGUGGCCCUGCUCCAGGCCGUGCUGCUCAUGUCCUCAGACCGGACGGGGCUGAUCUGCGUGGAGAAGAUCGAGAAGUGCCAGGAGACGUACCUGCUGGCCUUCGAGCACUACAUCAACUACCGCAAACACAACAUUCCCCACUUCUGGCCCAAGCUGCUGAUGAAGGUGACGGAUCUGCGGAUGAUCGGCGCCUGCCACGCCAGCCGCUUCCUGCACAUGAAGGUGGAGUGUCCCACCGAGCUCUUCCCCCCCCUCUUCCUCGAGGUCUUCGAGGACCAGGAGGUGUAGGGCUGCCACCCUCCUUCCCUACCCCAUGGCCUCCUCCCCGCUCUGCCCCACAUCACCCCCCGAUUUCUCUUACUGGGGGAAUGCUGCGCCCAAGCGAGGGGGGGGUCCUGCUGUGCCCCCCAUGGCUGCCCCCCUCCACAGCCCCCCAGCGCCCCAGGACUUGAUGAAUUUUGUUUGUUUGCACAGGGAAGGGCCCCGACGGUCGAGCGUUUCCUUUAUUGUCCUUCUCUUCUUAGAUUAUUAUUUUUUAAGCAUUUAUUUCCCUCCCUGAGAGGCUAAAAUAUUAAACUAACUGCACUUUGGAAGGAGAGAGGAGAAGGAGGAGGAGGAGGAAGAGCAGAGGAGAGGAGGGGGCUCUGGGCUGCACAGGGAGAGGCUGCCCCGGCCACAUGCACUUUGGGCCAGGCAGCAGCGCAGGGGCCAGGGUGGGGGGGCCAGGACCCCCCCCCCCGUAGCAGGAUGAGGGGUAUUUAGGGGCACAGUGGUGGCAAGGGGGACCCCAGCCCAUGGGGAAGGGGGGGUGGAGGGCUGGGGGACUCACGCCCCCCCCCCCCCCCCAGUGUGCUGUGCCCUGGCUGGGGUGACCGCCCCCCCCCCGCCCUGCAUCCCCCUUCCCACCCCAUAGAAUUUGGGGCCAGAUUCGGGGCUUUGGUUUUCUCUGUCUAUUUUGGGCUGAGAGGAGCUGAUUUUGUGCCAAGCGCCGCAGACGGUGGGCGCUGCGGGACACCGCGAGGGGGGGGUCGUGGGGACCCGCUGCGGCCGCCCCCCCACUCAUCACCCCCCCACCUUUUCCGUUGUUCUUUUUUUUGUUGUUGUUUCCCCCUUUCCCCCCCUCGUCCUCGUGGGUUUAUUUGUCGUGUCCGUCAGGAGUUGCAAAGGCCCCAGAGGCACCGGCGGGGAUGGGGGGGCAGCGGGUGCCCCCCCCGGGACCCCACAUGGCCCCCACUGCACUACUGCCCCAGCCCCCCGGCAGCAGCACUUCGGGGAGGGGGGCUGCACCCCCCAAAUCACACCCCCCUGCUCCCGGGGGGGGGGCCUGGCCGUGGAGGGAGGGGUCUGGGCGGGUGCAGGGCUGCAGCAGGGGCACCCGGGAAUGGUUUUAUCACCUUUCCCCCUCCCCCCCUCCCCAAAUUUAGGUUUGUGAAUCUUUUCUUACCUCAGGCGGAGGCUGAGGGGGGGUGCGGGGGGGGCGGCCGGCGAGGCAGGCGGCCUGCCGGGGCCCACCUAAGCUAAUAUAUAUAUAUAUAUAAAUAUCUAUAAAAUAUAUAAUUUUUGUAAUUAAAAACAAAAAAAAAUCUU